Molecule: messenger RNA, 687 nt
Organism: Clarias gariepinus (North African catfish)
Lineage: Eukaryota; Metazoa; Chordata; Actinopteri; Siluriformes; Clariidae
Product: fucolectin-like
Exons: 6
Coding region: 13-687 (224 amino acids)
Source: RefSeq, a predicted model, not a curated record
AUUAAACAAAAGAUGAAAAAUUCAUGGAAGACCAUGCUUCAUUUUUUAGGUAUAUGUAUUUUGUCAUUGCAGUGGAUGCUGACCCGACAGGAAGUCAAUGUAGCCUUAGGAGGAAUAGCAAAACAAUCUUCUAUAUAUGGAAACUAUUAUUCUGCUAACUUGGCUAUUGAUGACAACACAGCAUCUAACUUCGGGUUAAACUCAUGUGCAUGUACAAAUAAUGACUACAACGCGUGGUGGAGAGUGGAUUUGUUGGCAGUGUAUGAUAUUAGCAAUGUAAUCAUUACUAAUAGAGGUGACUGCUGUCCAGAACGAAUAAAUGGUGCUGAGAUUCACAUCGGUAACUCCCUAAUUAACAAUGGCAACAUUAACCCCAGGUGUGUUGUUAUUUCUAGCAUUGCUGCUGGUGCCUCUGAAAACUACACCUGCAAUAUGAGAGGUCGUUACGUGAACAUCAUCAUUCCCAAUAUUAACCAGUUUGUUACUCUUUGUGAAGUACAAAUCUAUGGGGUUCCAGUGCCUGUAAUUAAGAAGGUAUUUUUGCAAUUGAAGCUCACCAGUAGUGAGGAUCUCAACAACCCUAAGAUUAGGGAUGAAGUUAUUCAAAAGAUCAACUCUUCCAAUGUCCAGUUAUCAGUGUUUCAGAUUCGUUGGACAAAGGAACCAGAACUGGAAACUGUAACUUAA